This is a messenger RNA of Fusarium fujikuroi IMI 58289, 1599 nucleotides long. Its product is annotated as related to 6-hydroxy-d-nicotine oxidase. Gene Ontology annotation, molecular function: FAD binding. The record is from RefSeq and is a predicted model, not a curated record. The transcript has a single exon. Bases 1 to 1599 code for a protein of 532 amino acids. Lineage: Eukaryota; Fungi; Ascomycota; Sordariomycetes; Hypocreales; Nectriaceae.
AUGCAGAACAGCUCUACCCGAAGGCUACGUGCAGCGCUCUUACGAGGCUUAGGAUUAUUGGCUACCCCCGCAGUGGCGAGUUGCCUCUGCUCAACAGCACCUCAAGCAUGUUCGAUUCUGGCUUCAAAAUUACCAGCUGAAGCGUUCUUAGCACCAAACUCGACGGAAUACCAGACAGUUCAGAACAGUUACUGGAGCGAAACGGCUGGUGAUCUAAGCCCUGCUUGCAUCACGCGACCCGGAAAUACGGAGCAGGUAGCCUCCAUCGUGAAGGUACUCUCAGUGUGCGGUAGCGAUGUUCAGUUUGCCGUUAAGAGCGGGGGCCAUGGAUCGUGGCCCGGGUGGUCCAGCACGGGGGAUGGAGUUCUCAUCUCGUUGGACUUGAUUGAUGGAGUCCAGAAUAUAGCUGACAAGGGCCAUGCUGUUGUAGGGUCUGGCGCGCGGUGGGUUGAUGUGUACGAGGCGCUUGAGCCCCAAGGGGUGACUGUCAUUGGGGGCAGAUUCGCAUCAAUUGGAGUUGGGGGGCUGGUCGUUGGAGGAGGUAUCAGCUACUUCACUGGGCUGUAUGGCAUGGCCUGUGAUAACGUUCUAAACUAUGAAGUUGUUCUUGCGAACGGGACCAUCGCCAACGUCAAUCAAACAUCCAAGCCUGACCUAUUCCGCGCACUCAAAGGCGGUGGCAAUCAGUUUGGCAUUGUAACCCGCUUCAGCCUGAAGACUUAUCGACAAACGACGCAGGUUUGGGCCGGCAUCUUGACCUUCUCCAUCGACAAGGCCAGCCAGGUUUUCAACGCCACGCAGGCUUUCAUCGCUAAUUGUGAUCCUCUAUCGCACUUGUACCUCAGCAUGGGAGGGGGCUCCAACCCUCAACUGGCCUUUAUAAAUGUCUAUGUCUUUUACAAUGCCUCUUCACCACCGACCGGCGACGCCAACCCUUUUACCGCCUUCUACGCAGCUGAACCAAUUGCAGACACAACCUCCAAACAAAGCUAUUCAGCCCUCAUAGCAUCGAACAAUAAUGGUAACGUGCCCCAGAAACGUUGGUUGAUCGGUGGCCACACAUUCCCCAAUCUGGUGGCGCCGUACGGCGCUGAUCUGUACCUUCAGCAAUGGCAGGCCUUUCGAGACAUGGCCAACGCAACAGCAGCCGGCGACCAGGAUCUACUCUUUUCCAUGGCGUUGGUGCCAGUGCCGGCACUUGCGAUGCGAGCCGGUGAGAACGUCACAGGCGUGAAGAGCGUGCUUGGCCUUGAACCUGACGCUGGCGAUGCCGUCUGGAUUGAUUACACGCUCGCUUGGCUGGAUGUAAAGGACGACAGUAAGAUGUUCGACUUUGCCGAGCUCAUCAGCAAGGCCGGAGAUAAACUGGCAACAUCCUUUGCGCCUGGAGAACCCAGCACAAACACCAUCCUUGGCUCUGUAACAGCCAAGGAGGCAGACUUUUACCGGACUAAUCCACGGUACAUGAAUUAUGCCCUCCUUAACCAGCCUGUCCAGUCUAGUUAUGGUAAGAGAAAUGAGCAGUUCUUGAAGCGUGUACAGAAGCGAUACGACCCGGCUGGGUUAUGGAGAAAGAAUGGUGGUUUUCUGUGGGACUGA